This is a messenger RNA of Thalassophryne amazonica, 1648 nucleotides long. Its product is annotated as guanine nucleotide-binding protein G(i) subunit alpha-2-like. Gene Ontology annotation, cellular component: heterotrimeric G-protein complex. Bases 16 to 489 code for a protein of 157 amino acids. Gene Ontology annotation, molecular function: guanyl nucleotide binding; G-protein beta/gamma-subunit complex binding; G protein-coupled receptor binding. The transcript is spliced from 4 exons. The record is from RefSeq and is a predicted model, not a curated record. NCBI's taxonomy places the organism in Eukaryota, Metazoa, Chordata, Actinopteri, Batrachoidiformes, Batrachoididae. Gene Ontology annotation, biological process: gamma-aminobutyric acid signaling pathway; adenylate cyclase-modulating G protein-coupled receptor signaling pathway.
CAUUUGCCCUUCAGAAUGUUUGAUGUGGGAGGUCAGCGCUCCGAGAGGAAGAAGUGGAUCCACUGUUUCGAAGGAGUCACAGCCAUUAUUUUUUGUGUUGCACUCAGUGCUUACGACCUGGUUCUGGCUGAGGAUGAGGAAAUGAACCGGAUGCACGAGAGCAUGAAGCUGUUUGACUCCAUCUGCAACAACAAGUGGUUUACCGAGACCUCCAUCAUCCUGUUCCUCAACAAGAAGGAUCUGUUUGAGGAGAAGAUCAGCCGCAGCCCUCUCACCAUCUGCUUCCCAGAGUACACAGGAGCCAACAAGUUCGAUGAAGCAGCCAGCUACAUCCAGACCAAGUUUGAGGACCUGAACAAGAAAAAGGACACCAAGGAGAUCUACACACACUUUACCUGUGCCACUGACACCAAGAACGUGCAGUUUGUCUUUGACGCUGUCACUGACGUCAUUAUUAAAAACAACCUGAAAGACUGUGGUCUUUUCUGAAGGACACUGCGAGACGCACACAGACUACAUGAGAGACUGCAACAGUGAUGUGAUGAUUACUGCUUUUCAUAAUGAAAACCAUAACGGACUUGAUUCCUGCAGGGGGAACCUGAAAGAAAUCCAACAAUCACUGAUGUGCAAACAUCACAUUCUCUGUCUAACAUCUCAUUGUUAUUGUUUGGUUAUACUUUUCCGAAAUGAUCGGGGUUUCUCAAACUAUUCAUGCUGAUCGCCAGUGAAAAGAGCCUCCAAAUUAUCCUCCAAAAGAUUCACCAACAAUCAGAGUGACCUGCCUGUGUUUUGUAAAGUUAAUUCAAUAAAAUGGCGAGCAUAAGUGGAAAAUUAUUUUUGUAAGAGUAAAAUGCUUCACAUUAUGAAUCUGUUUUCCAGUCAUGCAUAGUUUUCAUCAUUAAUGGGGCUUCAGGGAGCAGUUUGAGAACUGCUGAUUUUAUUUGAUUUCUUCUUCUUUUUCUAAUUAUUAUUAUUAUUUAAAUUUUUUUUGUAUUCAGAGUUCAAUUUGAUUUUUAAUAUAGGUUUCCAUUAAUGAGAAGGCAUAGUACAAUGACUUUUAUAUAUACUAGAUAUUAAAAAAAAUUCUCAUUAAUUUAAGUUUACUAAUGGUAUUCUAUGAAACUUGACUGGGCAGAGCUUAUUUUUUAGAAGAAAACACACAGGCAUGGAGAAUGAAAUUGGACGAAGGGAAAAUGCUUUUGUACAGUGUUUACACAAUCAAUAUUCACACUUGUAUUAUAGUGCAUUGUUCUGCAUGACUGCCCAUAGAUUAGCCUGUAUCUCCCACAAACUGAAUAACAUUCCUUAAGUAAUGUCUCUCAAAUAAAAAAAGUAAAAAAAAAAAAGUUAUGUGUCACUUUUAAGAUAUCAACAAUAUUUUAAGUAUUUCUGUCUGCUCCUUUCAUGAGUUGUUCUGUACAGUUUGUUUCAUUCCAGGUCUUUUUACGUAUGUUUGUGCCUUGAUAUCUGUUUACACUUGUUCUUUAGAGACAUGCUGUCUUCAUAGUGUCAGUUAGGGCUAUUUCUACUGCACCUGAGCUCACAUAAACCUCCAUUUGUUGCACACAACACAUGUAAUUGUUCAUUAAUAUCAAGGUGCAUAAAACUCCUUCACUUGUUCAAUGAAAAUAAAAGUUGCGUCACAUGA